AUGUGUCUCAUGUCUCAUAUCUCCUAUCUCAUGUCUCAUUUUGUGGUAGACGAGAAGGCGUCUUCGGAGUGGUCCUGGCGGACGCACUACACGGAGGCGUGCAAGCGCUUCAAGGUGGUCCCGGUCUCCUAUGUCGUGCAGCACUUGCAGGAAGACCACUUGUCCUUGGCGCACCGCGGACUUGGACCACAGGGCGCCAAAGCGCUGGCGGUCGCCCUGGCAACCAACACUUCAAUCCUCAGCCUCAACCUGCAAGAUAAUGGCUUGGAGGGAACGGGAGGAGCGGCCGUCGCCGACGUGCUGAAGGAGAAUUGUCACAUUACAGAGGUGAACAUGUCCGACAACCGUCUCGGGGACGGAGGCUGCCAGGCAGUGUCCUCCAUGCUGAAGGAGAACAAUAGCGUGCUUCAUCUGGACCUGUCAGGCAAUCGUCUUGGCGACCGGGCUGCGGAUCACCUGAGCCCCGCCCUGCUCCGCAACGCCACCCUGCGGCGUCUGGACCUGAGCCACAAUGCUCUGGGAGAGCCGGCAGGACUUACUCUGGGAGACGCUCUGUCUGAGAACACCGGCUUGCAAUGGUUGAGUCUGGCCUGGAACAGCAUCAGAGGAAGAGGAGCUGCCGUCUUGGCCAACGGGCUCGGGGGAAACUUCUUCCUAAGAAGUGUGGAUUUGUCUUAUAAUGGUUUUGGCAAGGAAGGAGCUCGGGCUUUAGGAAAAGCUCUUAAAGACAACAACGUCCUGGAGGAGCUAAACGCCAGUAACAACAGAAUUCCCCCUGAAGGAGCCGUCUACCUCGCCUGCGGCCUCAAAGUCAACAAGACCCUCCGAUGCCUGAACCUGGGUCGGAACCCCAUCCAGAGUGUCGGCUGUUACAGAAUCCUCAAGUCCAUCCAGGAGAACCCGGAUCCAGCUGUGGAGGAACUGAACUUUUACGACAUUGCGGUGAACCAGGAGUUUGAAGACCUAUUCAAGACUGUGAGAGACACGCACCCGGCGCUCACAGUCCACCAUGGCGGCAAGAUCGGCAUGUUCGGGAACACGCAAGUUUGAAACACUGUCAUUUCCUUUACAAAACCCAAAACCAGAGAAGUUGGCACGUUGUGUCAUUCGUAAAUUGCAAAUCCUUUUCAACUCAUAUUCAAUUGAAUAGACCACAAAGACAAGAUUUUUAUUUUCGAACCAAGAAACUUAUUUUUUUUUGCAAAUAAUCAUUAAUGUAGAAUUUAAUGGCAGCAACACAUUGCAAAAAAGUUGGCACAGGGGCAUUUUUACCACUGUGUUACAUGGCCUUUCCUUUUAACAACACUCAGUAAACAUUUGGGAACUGAGGAGACACAUUUUGUAACCUUUUCAGGUGGAAUUCUUUCCCAUUCUUGUUUGAUGUUGACGGAGAUAGAUAUUUUCCUAUAACCAUAUUUAAAAGUUAUUUAUUUUUUUUUGUCAUAUUUGAAAUAGCUAGUGUUCCAUCUUGUACUCUUUUUAUCUUUUCUUUAUCUCAUGACCGAUGGUACACUGUAGACUACCUUGAGCUUGGAAUGCAGAAGUAGCAAUACUUUUUUUUCUUAUCUCUGUCUGUCUCCAGCUGAGGAAAACAAUAGGCAUGUGUAUUCAUUCUGGGGGGUGGGGGCGAGCUACUUAAUGAAAAAAACAACACUUACGUAGGGGUUUUUCAGAUCAACUUAGGCGACGUAAAUUGAAUGUGUUGUUUUUUAGGUUGGUCUCUCCAAAGCUUUGGAAUAAAUUGCAAAAUACCUAUUCUAUCCUGGGUUAUUAUUUAAAAUCAGCUUAUGUGUCAUCUAAAGAACUUGGGAUUGACCAGCAACUUAAAUUCCCUCGAAGGAACAUCUGGUCCAGAACGCAACAAUGUACAGCUUAAGUUGUUCAACAUUUCGGGGUCUCCGUCAUAGUGUUUUAGGCUUCAUAUCGUGCCACACAUUUUCAAUGGGAGACAGAUCUGGACUACGGGCAGGCCUGUCUAGUACUUGCACUCUUUUACUACGAAGCCUCUCUCUUGUAACACAUGCAGAAUGUUGGCAUUGUCUUGCUGAAAUAAGCAGGGGCGUCCAUGAUAAUAAUGCUUGGAUGGCAACAUAUGUUGCUCCAAAACCUGUGUGUACCUUUCAGCGUAAUGGUGCCUUCACAGACGUGCAAGUUACCCAUGCAUUGGGCAAUAAUACGCCCCCAUACCAUCACACAUGCUGCCUUUUCAACUCUGGGCCUAUAACAAUAUUUUCCUCUUUGGUUCGGAGGACACGACGUCCACAUUUCCCCAAAAACAAUUUGAAAUGUUGACUCUUUAGACCACAGAACACUUUUCCACUUUGCAUCAGACCCAUCUUAGACGGGCUCGGUCCCAGCGAAGCCGGGGGAGCUUCUGGGUGUUGUUGAUAAAUGGCUUUCUGCUUUGCAUCGUGGAGUUUUAACUUGUAGCUACAAAUGGUAGUUACUGACAGGGGUUUUUCUGAAGUGUUCUAGGUUCCAACUUCACUGGUUUUGGGGUUUUGUAGAUGUUUCAUACAAAUGUGACUAAAAAACAUGGUCUGUGCAGAAUAAUAAAGCUGGCCAUAGCUUGACUCUGGAACAGAUGAAUUCCGUGAUGUCCUAGUUCCAUCCAUCCAUCCAUGUUCUACCGCUUAUUCUCUUCGGGGUGGUGGGGGGCGCUGGAGCCUAUCUCAGCUGCAUUCGGGCGGAAGGCGGGGUACACCCCAGACAAGUCACCACCUCAUUGCAGGGCCAACACAGAUAGACAGACAACAUUCACAUUCACAUACUAGGGACUAUUUAGUGUUGCCAAUCAACCUAUCCCCAGGUGCAUGUCUUUGGAGGUGGGAGGAAGCCGGAGUACCCAGAGGGAACCCACGCAGUCACGGGGAGAAUAUGCAAACUCCACACAGAAAGAUCCCGAGCCCGGGAUUGAACCCAAGACUACUCAGGACCUUCGUAUUGUGAGGCACAUGCACUAACCCCUGUACCACCGUGCUGCCCUGCAAUA
This is a messenger RNA of Nerophis ophidion (straightnose pipefish), 2992 nucleotides long. RefSeq names its product leucine rich repeat containing 74B (gene lrrc74b). NCBI's taxonomy places the organism in Eukaryota, Metazoa, Chordata, Actinopteri, Syngnathiformes, Syngnathidae. Bases 1 to 1050 code for a protein of 349 amino acids. The record is from RefSeq and is a predicted model, not a curated record. The transcript is spliced from 8 exons. Gene Ontology annotation, molecular function: protein binding.